AUGGCGUCAAAUCAAGGUGGAUACACACCAAGAGGUAGCAGUCAUCAAAAUGUCGUGGCUUUUAACUAUCAACCUCCAUUACCUCCAAAAGAACCUAUAAAUAAUUAUGAAGAAAAUGCUGAUAGAAAAAUUGAAGAACAAACAUCUACAAUUACAAGAAAUAUCGAAUUAACAAGAGGGAAUUUGGUGAUAGAUUGUCCCGUACCUGUUCGAGAACUAUUUUCGGGUGUUCCUUACGAUGACAAACCAGAAUUUACAAGUAUAAGGUAUACCGCCUGCACAUGUGAUCCGGAUGAUUUCAAGGACAGAGGAUAUACACUUCGUCAACCUCCAGAACAGAUAAGACUAUUAAUUGCAAUAACCAUGUACAACGAAAAUGAAGUUCUAUUAUCUCGCACUCUUUAUGGAAUCACACAAAAUAUUAGACAUAUUUGUACUAAACGGAAUAAUCCAAACGCAUGGAGAGAGGUUGUUGUAUGCAUAAUUUCUGAUGGUCGUAGGAAUGUCAGUCAACGCGUCUUAGCUUAUCUAGCAGUCCUUGGUGUUUAUCAAGAUGGCAUUAUUCAAACUAGUGUAAACGAUAGAGCCGUUAGUGCGCAUCUAUUUGAGUAUACGACUCAGAUUGCAAUUGAUCCUUCUAUGAACAUAAAAACUGCAAGUGAUGGAAUUGUACCUGUUCAAAUCCUCUUUUGUCUUAAAGAAGAAAAUAAGAAAAAGAUCAAUUCUCAUCGUUGGUUCUUCAAUGCCUUUGGUUCAGUUCUCGAACCUGAAAUAUGUGUUCUGGUUGAUGUUGGUACUAAACCAGGAUAUAAUUCUAUUAAUGAUUUGUGGAGAGCAUUCGAUAAUCCCUAUGUUGCAGGCGUUUGUGGGGAAAUAGUCGCCACUAAAGGCAAAGGAUGCGUUAAAUUAUUAAACCCAAUCGUGGGUGCUCAAAAUUUUGAAUAUAAAAUGUCUAAUAUUUUAGAUAAACCAUUUGAGUCUGUAUUUGGUUAUGUUACCGUUUUACCCGGUGCUUUCUCCGCUUAUAGAUAUAUUGCUCUUCAAAAUAUCAAAAGAGGCGAAGGACAACGUGAAGAAGGACCCCUUGCAUCUUAUUUCAAAUUCGAAACCGACAAUGAAGAUGGAAAUGCUCCUGUUGAAAGUAUCCUCACUGCUAAUAUGUAUCUUGCUGAAGAUCGGAUUCUUUGCUUUGAAUUGGUUACAAAGCGACAAAGUUCCUGGAUAUUGCGCUACAUAAAAUAUUCUCAGGCUGAAACGGACAUACCCGAAGAUCUACCCGAACUAAUCAGUCAACGAAGACGUUGGUUAAAUGGAACAUUCUUUGCUAGUUUUUAUGCUAUUACACAUUUUUAUUACAUUUUCAGAAGCGAUCAUUCCUUCAUUCGUAAAGGCUUAUUUUGUAUUGAGAUGUUUUACCAAGCACUUAAUCUUUUUUUUUCAUGGUUUGCCUUGGCCAAUUUUUACUUGGCUUUUUAUAUUUUAGGUUCUACUUUUCAAAACGAAUCCAAUAAUGGAGAUAUUGGCUUUCCAUCAGUUCCAUUAUCAGUUACAUCAGUCACAAAGUAUAUAUUUAUGACUCUGGAUUAUAUUUAUAGUGGAUUAAUUAUUAUACAAUUCAUCAUUUCCAUGGGCAAUAGACCACAAGGUUCUAAAUGGAUUCAUACUAUUUCAGCGAUAUUAUUUGGCGUUAUCAUGAUUUAUUUAACAUUUACAGGUGUUUGGCUCACAAUUGCUGCCAUUUCAACUUCUAUAGAGAAGGAUAAUGGUUUCAUUUUACAAAAUUUAAUUCAUGAUUUCGAAUCUAUUAGCAUUGUCAUUUCUUUAAUUGCUACAUAUGGCUUAUAUUUAAUUUCAAGUAUAAUGAUGCUUGACCCUUGGCAUAUGUUUACUUGUAUUAUACAAUAUACUUUGUUAAUACCAUUUUACAUUAAUAUUUUAAAUGUUUAUGCUUUUUGUAAUAUUCAUGAUGUCAGUUGGGGAACUAAAGGUCCUGCAGUUCGCGCAAAUAAUGCUAUUUUUGUGAGAGAUAAAGCCGGAAUUAUUAAAGCACAAGUUACAGUCCCUGAUGAGAAUAUUGUUAAAAGGGCACAUCAUGAAGCUUAUAAAGAAAUAAAUAGAAAAGAGCAUGAAGUAAAACGAAAGAAUCGAAAAGACAAACAAGAAGAUUCUCAAAAAACUUUUCGAACAUUGGUAUUAUUUUUAUGGAUUUUUACCAAUGCUUUAUUAAUAAUUGCUAUUAGAAGUGAUAUUUUGGAUUUAAUUAUGUAUAAACAAGAAACUCAGGAUUCAAAACUUACGAGAUUUAAAGCUUAUGUGUUAUUUAUUUUUUGGUCUAUCACUGGACUAACUGAUAAUGCUACGUAG
Molecule: messenger RNA, 2364 nt
Organism: Cetraspora pellucida
Lineage: Eukaryota; Fungi; Glomeromycota; Glomeromycetes; Diversisporales; Gigasporaceae
Source: the annotation of a GenBank genome assembly